Paraphaeosphaeria sporulosa is the source of this 2088-nucleotide messenger RNA. RefSeq names its product DUF862-domain-containing protein. Gene Ontology annotation, molecular function: peptidase activity. Gene Ontology annotation, biological process: protein modification by small protein removal. The record is from RefSeq and is a predicted model, not a curated record. Bases 185 to 2005 code for a protein of 606 amino acids. The transcript has 2 exons. NCBI's taxonomy places the organism in Eukaryota, Fungi, Ascomycota, Dothideomycetes, Pleosporales, Didymosphaeriaceae.
GCCAUUGACAGUCCCAUAAGAACAUCUACUCUGCGCAACAACUCUCUGCAUCUGUAACUGCUGUCGCUCACAGCGCAUAGCACAUAUACAUAUUCUAACAACCGCGAUCCGGGUGCAACUACACCGCCGCUCUCAUGUCCCGAUAGUUUGUCAGCAUCUAAAACUGUAAAUCAAUACGUUCACGAUGGAUGUACAGCUGUACGUGUAUGACCUGUCAAAGGGUCUUGCACGUUCCAUGUCUAGACAAUUUCUCGGAAUACAGAUCGACGCCGUUUACCACACCGCCAUCGUUCUUGGAGGCAUAGAAUACUACUUCGGACAGGGUGUACAGACCUGUCGCGCCGGUGCAACUCACCAUGGGAAUCCCAUGGAGGUCAUAAAACUGGGCCGAACCGAGCUACCUAUCGAAGUCAUUCUCGAAUACCUCGAAAGCUUAAGGACAGUUUAUACACCUGAGUCGUACGAUCUGUUCGCGCACAACUGCAACAACUUCUCCAACGACUUCGCGAUGUUUUUGGUGGGGAAGGGAAUACCGGAGCAUAUCACAAAUCUGCCCGAGACCGUGCUGAAUACGCCUUUUGGGCAGAUGCUGAGGCCGCAAAUUGAUGCCGCCAUGAGGCCUGUCACCCAGGCGCCGACACCCCAAAACGGUGCUGUCGCGCCCUCGGCAAUCAAUAAUGCCGCUCAAAAUGGCACGCCGAAGCCUGCACCUGCACUUACAAAGGCGGCGGUUGAGCUUAAGGAAGCCACCGGUCGGGUCAAUAGUGUCACGACGAUACAAGCGGUGGACAGCCUCUUGGACCUUGCGAAGGACCGUAGUGCCAUCAUUUUCUUCACCAGCUCGACCUGCGGACCUUGCAAGAUUAUGUACCAGCCGUACGAUGACCUUGCGGCGGAAGCUGGCGACAAAUGUGUCUUCCUUAAGAUUGACUUCAGCUUCGCCGACCGAUCGAUUGGAGCUCGCUUCCCUCACGUUCGCGCAACCCCAACAUUCAUUACCUUUGUCCGGGGCCAAAAGCGAGAUGAAUGGAGCGGCGCUGACCCACGCCAACUACGGAGCAACGUAGAGCUUCUGCUCAACGAAGCUUUCCCAGUACAUCCCCACCUUGCAAAGAGCCUGCCAACGCUGCUUAGCCAGAGCCAGCGACCUAUUCUGUACACCAAGGUACCUCCGUUGGAGAAGGUCGUCGCGAAGAUGGGAAAUGCUGGCAAAGAUGAAGCUGUUUCCUCGAUUCUUUCGUUUAUUGAUGCUCGUGAGCGCUUUGGUGCCAUGGAAGCGCCACUCACCAAGCUGCCAAAGUUCGCCGACUUUCUACGACGAAGCACAUCCAUUCUGCCCCCGGAGCUUCUGUUUACAUCCCUUGAUCUGCUCCGCGUUGCUUUGACAGACGUACGCGUUGCUGGCUUCUUUGCGGAAGAACAUGUAGGCGCUACUGGGACGCCCGCGACGGUGGCACAUCUGCUCCAACAUGUCAAUAGCUUGGGAGACUCUGCGCCCUAUCCAUUGCGAUUGACCACGCUACACUUGUCUUGCAACCUCUUCAAUUCUCCUCUAUUCGUCCCUCAUAUACUCUCACCACCACUCUCUUCGACUCUUAUCUCCAUCCUCACCACCGCUCUCCUGGAUGAGAAACAUCCGGCGCUCAAAGUUUCGGCCCUCAGUCUCGCCAUGAAUAUUGCUUCCUCCAACCACAAAAUACGCAUGAAGAAACACAGCUCCAACCCUUCUGCUUCGCUGCCCUCCGAGUCCGAGCUGGACGACUCAGAACAAGUUGAGUUGCUAGCCUCCUUGCUCGAGAUACUUGGCUCCGAUGAUGAGUUUAGCGAGGUGAAGAAGAUGACGGUGAUCAGCACUGGCUGGCUUGCAUAUUGCGCAGAUAUGGACGGGGAAGUCAGGGACUUGUGGAGGGCGAUGGAUGCAGCCGGCACGGUGGCGAAGUUGCAGGCCAAGGUGUUACAGGAUAGGAUGUUAGUCAAAGAGGUGAAGAGUUUGUUGGAAGUCUAAAGAGAGAGGAUGCUAUUUUUUUUUAUCAAUACCCAUAUAGACCAAUAUUAUAGAUACAUUCAUCGGACAUCUCAUACGGAGCC